Molecule: messenger RNA, 856 nt
Organism: Salvia miltiorrhiza (redroot sage)
Lineage: Eukaryota; Viridiplantae; Streptophyta; Magnoliopsida; Lamiales; Lamiaceae
Product: putative phytosulfokines 6
Exons: 3
Coding region: 205-642 (145 amino acids)
Biological process (GO): cell population proliferation
Cellular component (GO): extracellular region
Molecular function (GO): growth factor activity
Source: RefSeq, a predicted model, not a curated record
AAUAUAGUAAUGUGAUCAUUUUAAUUGAAACGAAGGGAACAAUAUUAAUAAUUUUAUAUUUUCAAGCUAGUCCACGGCGCGCAACUUGAAACUCAAAAUUGACUUAUUGAAUAGACGAACUUCAGAAACGAUCUUUCAUCAAAUUGAGUUCCAAAUAGAUCAGCAUAAACUUAGGUCACCUUUUAACUCUUACACACAGAUCACAUGUUUUUCACAUCAUCUCCAACAACUCAAAAAAAAAGAAAAAAAAAAGAGCAUAUUAUUACACUGUCCACUGCGUUUUCUCUAUGUAUUUAUACUAGGCAUAUGCUCCAUUCACCUCUCCCAACUCCCAACAAGAAUCUCUCUCUCUCACUCUCUCUCUCUCCUCUCUCAACAAUGAAGCCGAACAUUCACUCAGUUGCACUUCUCCUCAUUCUUGUUUUACUCCUCAUCACCACCUCACACACUUCUUCCAGAAAGCUAGCAUCCAAGCAAGAAAUCAACAGCAAUAAAUCUGUUACAGAAAUGGAAGAUACUGAUUCUUUCCCUAAUCUGAUGGGGCUGGAAGAGUGUGGAAAUAAAGAUGAAGAGUGCUUAAACAGAAGGAUUCUUGCAGAUGCUCACCUUGAUUAUAUCUACACUCAGCAUCAUAAGCCUUGAAAUUUUCUGCAAAAAUAAAUUAGAUUAAAUUAGUUUAUUAUGCUGGGUUUUGGGACAUGUUUAAUCUUGAAAUAAUGUUUAUGGCUUUAUUUUAUUUUUUGUUGCAUGAUCAGUUGUCAGAACUCAGAACUAGGCUCUGUGAAUUUCCACUUAUUAUACUAGAAUGUAUUUGACAAAGUUUAUGAAGAUUAUAUUAGUUUAAUUUUCUAUUUUA